Molecule: messenger RNA, 3175 nt
Organism: Penaeus indicus
Lineage: Eukaryota; Metazoa; Arthropoda; Malacostraca; Decapoda; Penaeidae
Product: transcription factor SPT20 homolog
Exons: 13
Coding region: 123-2498 (791 amino acids)
Source: RefSeq, a predicted model, not a curated record
GACGGCCCAACAUGGCGACCAGUGUUCUCUCGGCGUUACUCUGCCAACUGUAAUCUGGAUUUGGGACCUCUUUUCCUGUAGAUUCGGCUCCCACUGAGAAAGAGGAAGAGAAGGCACGAGGAAUGGAGGAACAACAGCUUUUUGUAAUUUCUCCUGAUGGAGAUGGAGAACUGACCCUGAUGGAUACAGAAGGUGGCAUUUUGGUGGAGCAAGGGACCUAUUCCUUCACCAUACCUUCAGGUGGUCAGCAACAGCAGCAACAGCCACAGCAGCCACAGCAGCAAGUAGUCUAUGCUCAGCCACAACAGGUUGUGUAUACAACACCACAGCAGCGAGUGGUUUACUCACAGCAGCAGCAGCAACAGGUGUACCAGGUUGCUCCAACACAUUCUCAGCAGGUUCUCAUACAGCAACAGCAGAUAGCACAACAACAACAACAACAGCAGCAGCAACAACAACAACAACAACAGCAGCAAUUACUACAACAGCAGCAGCAGCAGCAACAGGUUCAGCACCAUUACAUCACACAACAAGGCCAAAGGGUUAUCAGCAGAACACAGUAUGUUGGUCCAGAGCAGUUAAGACUCCAGCAACAACAGCAGCAACAGGUACAGGUGCAGCAGCAGCAAGUACAAGUUCAGCAGCAGCAGCAAGUACAGGUGCAACAGCAGGUACAGGUGCAACAGCAGCAGCAACAGCAGCAGGUGCAGGUACAACAGCAGCAGAUGGCUCUGCAGACUCAGCCUCAGAUAGUCCAGACUGGGGCAGUUGGAACUGGUCAGCUGCAGCAUCAACUUGUGCAACCGCAACAGCUCCUCCAGUCGGCCCAACAACCCUCCCAGGUCACCUAUCUUGAGCAGACAAUCAAAGAUGACAAAGGGUUGAUGCACAUAGUGCGUACCCCAAUAAACAUGAGCAACAUGCACCCUCAGUCCCCAGCUCAGGUGGGUGGACAGCCUGCUCUGACCCAGUCCACACCAUUGCUUUCCCCCCACACACCUCAGCAUGCUGCCCCCAUGUUGCCUGGGCUGGGGAUCCGUGCUGGCACACCCCAGACUUCUCUUGCAUUGCCCCGAGGUCAAGGCCCAAGACUUCAGCGUAAUAACUUACGACCCGCUACCCCCACCCUCCACCAACAACCCCAGCAGCAAGAUGAACAACAAGCCUCAUUCCAGGAGCAUUAUCUAAAACAACUGGAGAACAAGAUAACCACUCAGCAGAAGGGUGUUGGACGAGGCAAGGUAAUCAGGCCCUCUGCAGAAAAACGCAAGAUGCUCUCACAGCAACUUGGGAACCCACAACAACAACAACAGCAACAGAAACAGCAGGGCUUAGUAAGUCGGCCAGGUCAGGCCAUGGUCCAACGUGGGACAGGUGUGGUUGGCCCAGUGAACCAGUCUCCCCAGGUUCAGCAGCAGCAGCAGCAGCAGCAGCAGCAGCAGCAACAACAGCAGCAGCAGCAACAACAACAACAACAACAACAACAACAACAACAACAACAACAACAACAACAGCAGCAGCAACAGCAACAACAGCAACAGCAACAGCAACAACAGCAGCAGAUAUUGGUCCAGAGCACAACCCCAUCCAAGAAGUUGUCAUUGUCUCAGUAUAGACAGAGGAGGUCUCAUGAUCUCAGCAGGGAACUGCAGCAACAGCCACAGCCGCAGUCACAACUGCAGCCACAGCCACAGCCACAGCCACAGCCACAGCCACAGCCACAGCCACAGCUACACCAACAACAACAGCCACAGCAACCACUACAAGCACAGAAACUACAGGUUCAGCAGGGAACCACAAAUGAUGAAGUGAGAAUACCCCUGUCAACAAAUAACACGCUUAAUGAGCAAUACUAUUAUGUGCAGCGGGCAGAUGGUAGUAGGAUAUUAGCAGUUGUGUCAUUAAAUCAAGGAGCUUCAAAUACUACAGCACAACAGUCCUCUACAAGUACUGUCACAACAAUGGCAGGUUCACAAACGCCGCACAUGAGUUCAGCCACAGUCGGUGCCAACUCUGUGUCUAAGGCAAAGCCUGAGGAAGGACUGAUUCUUAAUAGCAGUACUGUAGCAAAGUCUACAAGUCUGCAAGUAGCCCCAACAAAUUCUUCCAGAGUCGUAUCUCCCAGCAACCCUCCAGUGUCCAUAGCUGCCAAAACCCCUCCGCUCCAGGAACAAACUGUCCACUCUACUGUUUCAACAGAGCAGACGGACACAGAAGGGAGUGGAAAACGGCGGUUUAUCAAGGGCCGGGUAGCAGUGUGUAGCAAUUGUGGCAUCCUGAGUGAAGACCUCCUAACGUGCCAAAGGUGUAAUCACAGGACAGACACAGCACGCACCCUGGCUCAGUCGACCAUCACCACCUCAGGGAAGAGCUCAACAGCUGAUUCUACAGUAGUGGGAGGAAGGGGUGUUGGCUUCUCAAACAUGCAUAUAAUGAAGCAGGUAAAUGUCUCUUUGGGUGUCCAGUUUGGAGGUAAAUGUUUAACCUUUGAAUUCUAGAAAGAACAAUUACAUUUCAUCUUUUACUAGGGGCACAUUUACUGUUUGUUUGAAGAGCUUGAUUUUGCACUCUAGAAAAUAUGCCUUGUGCUCCUUUAUGAAAUAAUUACCAAAUAGUGGAACUUCUAAGUUGGAAGGAAACUGGGAAACUAAGAGCAUAAAAAAAGCAUAUGAUGUAAUAAGAUUUUUUGUUCAUCAUUCAUAUAGUAAUAAAUCUACUAAAUCCUAUAUGUAUAUGAGUGUAUAAUACAUAGUAAAAAACAAAGUAACGUAUUGAUUAGCUCACCACCGCUGGAAGGUGACUGAAUGAAGUGAGAGCAGGGGGCCCAAGGGAUUGGCCAGGACACGGAGUGGGUGCAGUAGUCCUUGUCCUGUGUGUCUGGGUGACACACAGGAGACAGCCCACUGGAAUAGGAGGAGGUAUAGAGAUGGGGGUGGGGGGAGAUGGCAGUCUAGGACCUAGAAGCUAAAAGAAAAAAUGCUAAAGAAUAAAUAUAAUAUACAAUUCUAUCCUCAUGAGGUAAUAAAGGUGGGAAAACAGCCUGCAAGUUUCUAAACUAUUAGUGAUAAAUACACACAACACAUAACAUGCACACACAUCAUAUGACAUACCCACAUAACACAACAUAAACACACAUCACAUGACAUACACACACCAAUUGACAUAUACACACAUC